AUGAUGGACCUCAGGUCUGAUAAAGCUAAAUAUGUGCGUGAACAAGCACCUGUCUCCUGCCACAUACAAUUUAUCUGCCAAGGCCACCUCAUCUUCACCAGAAUGCUUGAAAUUGUUGAAAUACUUUUCACUUUCAGUUUAAUCCUAUUACUAAUGCAAGUACCAUAUCAAAAUAGGGGAGCAAAUGCAGACGCUGAAACUGAAACUGGAAUAUCCAACAAUAGGAAAUCACGGUCUGUUAGUUGGGGGCACAGCAGGGACACCUCCAAAAUAGGACAAUCAUUGAGAUCACAAUCUGUUUCAGAGAAAAACAGUAAUAGGAGUAGCGGUGGAAGGGGCCUGUUGGACAUAUCUUUCCCAGAAGGCACUGAAGAGCUUGCAUCUCCAAAGAGCUUGUUGGACGUAGAAGGCAGUUCUGAUGAGCGGGAAUAUGGCUUAUCAAGGAGUCCUCCCCAUUUGGGUAGCUCAACAUGCUCUUCCAGAAGAGGGGCUGAGGAUGAGAAUGUGAAGAUCUCAUCACCAUUACACCAACCAAGUCCAUCAUGGAUUUCUGCAUGCUCUUCUAGUACUGGAGCUCUCAGUGAUGUGGAUGGAAGUCUAUAUGUUAAUACCCUUUAUGAGAAACUUCAACGGGCGUGGGCAGAGGCUGAAAAAGAGAUACUCAGGCGUCAGAAAGCAGAAAGAGAUCUAAUUGAGGCUCUAUGCAGGGCCCAUGAAGAGUUGAUACAAAGAAAAACUGAGGAAGCGUUGGCAAAAGAGAGAGAGAUGGAAGAGGUGAAGAAUCAGAGAAACCAAGCAAUGGAAGAACUCCGGUCUUCUCAAGUACAAAUUGCAGAGUUACAGAAGGGGAUGGAUGAGCUGCAAGUGGAGCGUGAUAAUGCUCUGAAAGAAGCUCAAGGGCUGAGAAGAAAGCAAGAGGGCUCAAUGAGAGACAGGCUGCCAUUCUCUGAGUUCUCCCUCUCCGAGAUUGAAGAGGCCACUCAUAGCUUUAACGAAUCCAUGAAAAUUGGAGAAGGAGGAUAUGGGAACAUUUAUAAAGGUAUCUUGCAUCAAACCAAGGUUGCUAUAAAGAAGCUACAUUCACAGAGCAUACAUUCUCAUGUCGCACAAGGCCCCUCAGAAUUUCAAAUGGAGGUUCGUGUACUGAGUCAGCUGAGGCAUCCAAAUCUAGUGAAACUCAUUGGAUCUUGUCCAGAAGCUUUUGCACUCAUCUAUGAGUAUGUCCCCAAUGGAAGCCUUGAAGAUCGACUCAGCUGCAAGGACAACAGUCCUCCAUUAUCAUGGCAAACUCGAUUGUUGACUGGGAGACCACCCUUCUUGAUAGCAAACGAAGUGGAAGAUUCGUUGGAUGCUGGAAACUUGAAAACCCUGUUGGAUCCUUUGGCUGGAGAGUGGCCUAUUGCGCUUGCUCAGGAGUUGGCUCGGUUGGGGUUGAGGUGCUGUGACAGGAAGCGAAAGAGCAGGCCAAACCUUGGGUCAGAUGUCUGGAAGGUGCUUGAGCCAUUGAACACAUCAUGUGCAGCCGAUCAAGUCCUGACCCCAGCUGGGUCUUGCACAUGA
Molecule: messenger RNA, 1560 nt
Organism: Corylus avellana
Lineage: Eukaryota; Viridiplantae; Streptophyta; Magnoliopsida; Fagales; Betulaceae
Source: RefSeq, a predicted model, not a curated record